AUGACUAAAAUACGAGCGUCAAAGCUACGUAAUAAACCAGAGCCUGAACUACAGAAGCAACUUGGAGAGCUUAAGACGGAACUUGGCAAUCUUCGUUUGUAUCGGGUAACGAGAGGCGCAUCCUAUCAUGGAAAAUUGAAGAAAAUCCGGACACUAAGAAAGUCCAUUGCCCGUGUAUAUACAGUUAUUCAUCAGGCGCAAAAACUUCGCCAACGUGAAGCUUAUCGUUCCAAGAAAUACGUUCCCAAAGAUUUGAGACCAAAGAAGACCAGAGCAAUACGCAGAAGACUUAGUAAGAAAGAGCAGUCAAUUCAUUCUGCGCGUUCAAUGCGCAAGGCACGUGCCUUCCCUCCACGUGUAUUUGCUUCACUGAACACGCGGUCUGUAUUGCUUGUUUUCAUUUUGGAUAUCUGGUCACAACUAUUGGGGUCUCAUAAUGUUCAUAUUCGUCUGGCUUAUUCAGCAGCUCAACUAUCCAUUCACGAGUGGAAUGAACGUAAAAGCUUUUGGCUAUAA
Molecule: messenger RNA, 516 nt
Organism: Schistosoma curassoni
Lineage: Eukaryota; Metazoa; Platyhelminthes; Trematoda; Strigeidida; Schistosomatidae
Source: the annotation of a GenBank genome assembly